Messenger RNA from Neohortaea acidophila, 2500 nucleotides. Its product is annotated as P-loop containing nucleoside triphosphate hydrolase protein. Lineage: Eukaryota; Fungi; Ascomycota; Dothideomycetes; Mycosphaerellales; Teratosphaeriaceae. The record is from RefSeq and is a predicted model, not a curated record. Gene Ontology annotation, cellular component: intracellular anatomical structure; spliceosomal complex. Gene Ontology annotation, molecular function: ATP binding; RNA helicase activity; RNA binding. Bases 16 to 2388 code for a protein of 790 amino acids. The transcript has a single exon.
AAUUUCCUUCCGUCGAUGAGCCUUUCAUACUGCCAAAUCGAUCCAGUCGAGGCGCUUGAGGGACGGGCAACGAGAAUUACUACCGCCAUGGCAGAAGGAGAGAGCAAGUCGCGUUUCAAAAGACAGAAAGUGUCCGACGCCACCGACAACGACCGCGCCAAUCCAUACCUCUCCCACAUGUUCGAAGGCAACGAUGCCGCUGGCGGCCAUGCCAACGGCUACGGCAAUGGCCAGACACAUGACAGCGCAAAAGGUGGCAUGCUGGCCUCGUUCAAGCGACACGCUUCAACGGCCAAGAUGGCAAAGGUGGCGGAAGAUGGCCCGAACAACCCUUUCAAGCAAGGCCACCAGCUCUCCGAACGGUACUUUGGCAUCUUGAAGAAGCGGCGCGACCUCCCCGUUCAUGCCCAGCGUCAAGAGUUCCUCGACAUGUUCCAAAAAUCCCAAAUCUUGGUCUUCGUCGGUGAGACGGGCUCCGGCAAGACCACGCAGAUCCCACAAUUCGUCCUGUACGACGAUCUCCCCCAGCUCAAUGGCAAGAUGGUGGCCUGCACACAGCCCCGAAGGGUGGCGGCCAUGUCUGUCGCUCAACGUGUCGCACAGGAGCUGGACGUGACGCUCGGAGAAGAGGUGGGAUACAGCAUUCGUUUCGAAGACAUGACCAGCCAGAAAACAAUCCUAAAGUACAUGACGGACGGAAUGCUGUUGCGGGAGGCUAUGAAUGAUCACAACCUGUCCCGCUACAGCGUCAUCAUUCUGGACGAGGCUCACGAAAGGACAUUGGCAACCGACAUUCUGAUGGGCCUGCUGAAGGAGGUGGUGGUCCGGCGGCCCGACCUCAAGUUGAUCAUCAUGUCCGCGACAUUGGAUGCCCAGAAAUUCCAGAAAUACUUCUUAAAUGCGCCCCUUCUGGCCGUACCCGGUCGCACACAUCCCGUCGAGAUCUUCUACACUCAAGAACCAGAGCGGGAUUACGUGGAGGCUGCGCUGCGCACCGUUCUGCAGAUCCACGCCACUGAGCCGGAAGGCGACAUCCUUCUCUUCCUUACGGGCGAGGAGGAGAUUGAGGACGCAGUGCGCAAGAUCAACCUGGAGGCCGACGAAAUGAUCCGAGAGGCAGACGCUGGCCCGCUCAAGGUGUACCCUUUGUACGGUACCCUGCCCCCCAUGCAACAGCAACGCAUCUUCGACCCGGCGCCGCCUCCGUUCAAAAAGGGUGGCAGACCUGGGCGCAAGUGCAUCGUCUCGACCAACAUUGCGGAAACGUCGCUCACCAUUGACGGUAUCGUCUACGUGGUUGAUCCCGGAUUCAGCAAGCAGAAGGUGUAUAAUCCACGGAUUCGCGUCGAAUCGCUCUUGGUAUCGCCCAUCAGCAAAGCCUCCGCUCAGCAAAGGGCCGGUCGUGCUGGGCGUACGCGGCCUGGGAAGUGCUUCCGUCUCUACACCGAGGACGCAUUCAAGAAAGAGCUCAUCGAGCAGUCAUACCCCGAGAUUCUCCGUUCCAAUCUCGCUAGUACUGUGCUGGAACUGAAGAAGCUCGGCGUUGACGAUCUCGUCCACUUUGACCUGAUGGAUCCCCCUGCACCAGAGACAUUGAUGCGUGCACUGGAGGAGCUGAACUAUCUCGCCUGUCUCGACGACGAGGGCGAGCUUACGAGACUUGGCCAGCUGGCUUCCGAAUUUCCGCUCGACCCUGCAUUGGCCGUGAUGCUUAUCAGCUCUCCGGAGUUCUACUGCAGCAACGAGAUUCUCUCGUUGACAGCCUUACUCUCCGUGCCGCAGUUAUUCGUCCGUCCCGCAAGCGCUCGCAAGCGCGCAGACGAGAUGAAGGAGCUCUUCGCACAUCAAGAUGGGGACCACCUGACCAUGCUCAACGUGUACCACGCGUUCAAAUCUCCCGCCGCACAAGAGAACCAAAAGCAAUGGUGCCAUGACCACUUCUUGUCCUUCCGAGCUCUCCAGCAAGCCGACAAUGUUCGCCUCCAACUCAAGCGCAUUAUGGAGCGCGAAGAGCUUGAACUCGUCUCCACUCCAUUCGAAGACCGAAAGUACUACGAAAACAUCCGACGUGCACUCGUAGCCGGCUUCUUCAUGCAAGUUGCCAAGAAGGACAACAAGAUCUAUGUCACGGUCAAGGACAAUCAGAACGUGCUUCUCCACCCUAGCACAGUGUUGGGCCAGGAGAGCGAAUGGGUGAUCUACAAUGAAUUCGUGUUGACCAGCAAGAACUACAUUCGCACGGUGACCGCGGUGAAGCCGGAGUGGUUGUUGGAGAUUGGAGAGAAUUAUUACGAUCUGGAUACUUUCAGCAAGGGCGAGGUGAAGACCGCGCUGAUGAGGGUGAGGGACAAGGUGAGGAAGAAACAACUGAUUGCUGGUGGAAGAUAACAGUGAUCAAGGCGGAUGCAUCAGACGGAUUUGCUGCGCGUGUACCGGCGACGCAGUGGACACGAAUAGACUCACUAUACCAUUGACGACCCAAUCACUGUAUUGUUAUAGG